AGAACUUCAGAAAGAGUGACUGUUCUCGGGUUGGUCGCGCCUUUCUCUCUUGGAUUAUACGAGUCAUCCAUAUUCGGAUUUACUGGAAACUUAGAUCACUCUAAUUACAGCCAUGACUGUAAAAACGGAAAGCGGAGCCACUUCUCCGGCUCUAACUUACUCCAAAAUGAGAGGAAUGGUAGCGAUACUCAUCGCUUUCAUGAAACAACGAAGAAUGGGAUUGAACGAUUUUAUUCAGAAAAUUGCCACCAACUCGUAUGCUUGCAAACACCCUGAAGUUCAGUCAAUCCUGAAUAUUUCUCAACCUACCGAACCAGAAUUACUGAAUGACAGCUCAUCACCUCCUCCUAGUCCAUCUCAGAAGAUCAACCUUGGUCCCUCAUCAAACCCUCAUGCUAAACCAUCUGAUUUCCAAUUUCUGAAAAUCAUUGGUAAAGGAAGCUUUGGAAAGGUGCUCCUUGCACGACAUAAAGUUGAUGAAAAAUUCUAUGCUGUUAAAGUUUUGCAGAAGAAAGCGAUCCUAAAGAAAAAAGAGGAGAAGCACAUAAUGUCUGAGCGUAAUGUGCUGCUAAAGAAUGUGAAGCACCCUUUCCUAGUUGGGCUCCACUUUUCUUUCCAGACAACAAGCAGAUUAUACUUUAUCUUGGACUACAUCAAUGGUGGAGAGUUGUUCUACCACCUUCAAAGAGAACGGUGCUUCUUGGAACCUCGAGCUCGUUUUUAUGCUGCUGAAAUCGCCAGUGCACUCGGAUACCUUCAUUCUUUGAACAUUGUUUAUAGAGAUUUAAAACCAGAGAAUAUUUUGUUGGACUCUCAAGGCCACAUUGUCUUGACAGACUUUGGACUUUGCAAGGAGAACAUUGAACCCAAUGGGACAACUUCCACUUUCUGUGGCACCCCUGAGUACCUUGCACCUGAGGUUCUUCACAAACAGCCUUACGACAGAACUGUGGACUGGUGGUGUCUCGGAGCUGUAUUGUACGAGAUGUUAUAUGGCCUGCCUCCAUUCUACAGCAGGAACACUGCAGAAAUGUAUGACAAUAUCUUGAAUAAACCACUGCAGCUAAAACCAAACAUAACAAACUCGGCCAGGAAUCUUCUGGAGGGUCUUUUGCAGAAAGACAGAACUAAAAGACUUGGUGCCAAGAAUGACUUUAUGGAGAUUAAGAACCAUGUCUUUUUCACUCCAAUUAACUGGGAUGAUCUCAUCAAUAAGAAGAUUACACCUCCGUUUAACCCUAAUGUGAGUGGUCCAAGUGACUUGCAGCACUUCGAUCCUGAGUUCACUGACGAGCCUGUCCCCAAUUCCAUUGGCCAAUCUCCUGACAGCAUCCUCAUAACUGCCAGUAUUAAAGAAGCUGCUGACGCUUUUAUGGGCUUCUCAUAUGCCCCACCAAUGGAGUCCUUUCUUUGAGCAAUGCUACGUUUAGCCAUCGGUUCAGUCACUUUGGUUAUUUUUAUUCUCUACUAACGAUUGCACAUCCUUCGUCAUAGCAUCACAGCCAUAAUUUUUAACAACAUUAUUUGGUUUUGCUGGGAGGAAUCAUCAGUAGAUAAGCGUCAAAUGGAGGAGGACACUGCCCCCAAAUAUUGGGUGCUAAUGUCCUGAAGAACAUGAACUUCAACCUGGCUGCAGACCAUGAACAUGUGAAGACAAGAAUAAAAAGGAAAGAGAAGAAGCAACUGUGUUGUUUUUUUUUUUGCAAUGUGCCUUUCUCCAUCCAGAGAUAGUCAAGACUCUAGAACUGUCCACAUUAGAUGGAAUUUCUUGGGUUUAUACAAUGAAAUGGAUGUGUGGUUUGUCACAGUGUGACUGGUAAUCACACCUAAAUGUGACACAUGCUGAUCACUAAUUUUGGGGCAUAUGUUCUUCCAUAUGUGGAAGCGAAAUUUAAUGUAGAUGCAAAAUCUUGUUUUGUGUUUUAGGUAGUACUAACGAAAUGUAUUGCCAAGUGGCUUGCAACAAUAUUUUUUAAAAUGCUUCUAGAAAAGCAUUGCUGCUAUUCAGAUUUCUAUUUUUAGAAAUGCGUUUUAUGGACCAAAAUGCCCCACAUUUAGUUGUUCAAAGUAGUAAUAAUGUGGUUUUAAUAAACAUUUUAUUUAUGUUUAUUUGUUUGGACAUUCCUGACCAUUUGUGCAUAUUGUAUAUAAUCAAGAGCUGUAUAUUUAAAUGAACAGAUAUAUAUGUAAGAAUUUAAACAUCACACCAAUGUACUGUAAUUAAUAAGAGGAAAUGUAUCUUUUCUGUGACCAAACCCAUGGGUUUGCAAUAAAAACUUUUAAAAAAGA
Molecule: messenger RNA, 2289 nt
Organism: Spea bombifrons (plains spadefoot toad)
Lineage: Eukaryota; Metazoa; Chordata; Amphibia; Anura; Pelobatidae
Gene: SGK1
Product: serum/glucocorticoid regulated kinase 1
Exons: 11
Coding region: 113-1414 (433 amino acids)
Biological process (GO): protein phosphorylation
Molecular function (GO): ATP binding; protein serine/threonine kinase activity
Source: RefSeq, a predicted model, not a curated record